AUGGCAUCUCUGACAAAGUGGGAUCGUCUGAUCCGAUAUGUAUCCAAGGAUGGCAGCAUCAAGCAUGGCGAGCCCAUCGUCGACGGCAAAGCUGAUAUCGAUGAUUUGGCGCAGAAGGGCAGCUUGAAGGUCAAAGUGCUGGAAGGCUCGGACUUUGUCUCAAUGGCGCCGACGGGACAAGAAGACGAGGUCAAAGAAUUGCUUGGCCCGCUGGCACCGAAGGAUGUUGCCGUUAUCAGGUGUACUGGCUUGAACUAUAAGACGCAUAUCCUGGAAACUGGUUUCGACCUUCCUGUGAACCCAACAUUGUUCUUCAAGACCAGCCAAGCAGUAGCAGAUACACGAAAACCAACUCCCAUCCCCAAACUAGGCCAACCCCAAUGCGACUACGAAGGCGAACUGACAAUCGUCAUCGGCAAGGAUUGCAAGAACGUUUCCGAGGACCAAGCUCUGGAGUACGUGGCUGGCUACGUGAGCUCGAACGACGUCUCCUGUCGCGACUGGCAAAUGGAGAAGGAUAAGGCGGGCAUGAUGCCUCAAUGGUCUUUCUCCAAGACGUUUGACAAGUAUGCCCCGCUCGGUCCGGCGAUUGUGUCCACCAAAGUCCUGGGAGAUGCUGGUGGACUGGCUAUGAAAACAUAUGUCAAUGGAGAGCUGAGGCAGGAUACUAACACUUCUGAUCUGUGCUUUGGUGUCAAGAAACUUGUGUCUUUCUUCAGCACGGGUCAGACGCUGGAAAAGGGAACGUUGAUCAUGACCGGUACACCCGGUGGUGUUGGCUUUGGCAUGAAGCCGCCGAAGUGGCUGAAGGAUGGUGACGAGGUUGUUGUGGAAAUUGAGGGCAUUGGUAAGGUUGUUAACAAAAUGCAAUUCGAGUAG
Molecule: messenger RNA, 879 nt
Organism: Recurvomyces mirabilis
Lineage: Eukaryota; Fungi; Ascomycota; Dothideomycetes; Mycosphaerellales; Teratosphaeriaceae
Exons: 2
Coding region: 1-879 (292 amino acids)
Molecular function (GO): acetylpyruvate hydrolase activity
Source: RefSeq, a predicted model, not a curated record